Meloidogyne enterolobii is the source of this 603-nucleotide messenger RNA. The record is from the annotation of a GenBank genome assembly. Lineage: Eukaryota; Metazoa; Nematoda; Chromadorea; Rhabditida; Meloidogynidae.
AUGGGAAAUGAUCAAAGUGGCGUUCGCAGUCGAAGUCAAGGCAGUAAAGAAUUAAAUUCUCCAACAAUCUCGAUGGGCGUUCCUGCUUCCUUCUCAUUUUUAGCUCGAAAAAGAAAUUCAACGAAAAGUUUGUUGUCGACAAGUAUUGUUGUUGUAAAUGAUGGAGCAUCAACUUCAGCCUCAAUUAGCGAUGUGAAUGCCGAAUUGGAUUUGAGGAGGAUUAAGGAAAUCCCUCAUUUCCUUCCAUUAAUGCAGGGUGUUUUGCCUGGUUAUCGAGAUCUACCUGAAAUUCUUUUGAAAAUUGAUUCUCGUCCAAUUUAUAGAUUUCUUCAGCGAUUACAACAACAUUUUCGGGAAUGUACUGAAGCAGUCACGACAGAACAAGGAAGAAUAUUUGCACAUAUUGUUGAGAUUGACCAAUUAGCUCUGUCUUUGGUAAAGAAAGUAACAAAUAGUAAUAAAAAAUUGGACGUUUUGGGAAAUGAACUAAAGAAGGUUGUUGUUAUUUCUGAACAGAUUGAUACUGCACAGGUUUCUUCGAAUUUUUUAAAUAUUUUUUUAGAAUAUUUUGAAAUAAAAAUUGGUAAUUUAUUAAGUAUUUAA